This is a messenger RNA of Bacillus rossius redtenbacheri, 2928 nucleotides long. Its product is annotated as U3 small nucleolar RNA-associated protein 25 homolog. The transcript is spliced from 8 exons. The record is from RefSeq and is a predicted model, not a curated record. Gene Ontology annotation, biological process: maturation of SSU-rRNA from tricistronic rRNA transcript (SSU-rRNA, 5.8S rRNA, LSU-rRNA). NCBI's taxonomy places the organism in Eukaryota, Metazoa, Arthropoda, Insecta, Phasmatodea, Bacillidae. Bases 250 to 2523 code for a protein of 757 amino acids. Gene Ontology annotation, cellular component: nucleolus; small-subunit processome. Gene Ontology annotation, molecular function: U3 snoRNA binding; rRNA binding.
AGUUUCUUGAUAUAAUAUGUUUGAUGUAACAUUAGAUUAUCAUUGUCUAAGCAAAUAUUUACAGGCACAAAUACUGUAAUCUACCCAUUCCUCUUGCUUAAAUAACAUCAGAAAGGCUUUUAUUCAAUUAAUCUAUUUUGUCUUCAAACCCAAAUGUUUUUCAUGUUUUCAUGUUUUUUUUUGCUUUAAAGACAGAGCGUCCGGUAUUGAGAUGGAUAUUGGAACAAGUUUGUACAAAUGUAAACAAAUAUGGCACGUGGACGAGGUAGAAGUAGUCGAUCAAAAAGUCGCAAGCCUGGGAAAAAUAUCAAACUAUCUUCUAGAAAACGAAACAAAAAGAUUCCGGUCACCAGUGUGAAUAAAAAUCAGCGGGACAUCACUCACCGUGCUCAACGUGAAAACAGUAAGAGAUGCAAUGUGGAAAAUGAAGGUUAUAAUAAAAGAUACAAAAUUACACGCGAAGAUUCUAGUGAGGAAGAGAGUUUUGAAGCACAAGAUGACUUGAAACAGUUGCUGUCAACGUUUGAUGUUGUUGGAAACACAAAAAAAGUAGUCGAAAGUGAUGAGUCGGAAGAAUCGGAAAAUGAAGGAUUUUUUGAUACUGAUGAUAAUGCUGAUAAAAGUGGAGAAAACCAGGGGAAGAAUCUUACAGACCCUGAAAAUGAUGAAGAUGAACCUGAUGACCUGCAUGAUGUAGCAUUGCCGGAAGAUCCGGACGACAUGCUGGACCCGUUCACCUGUCACCUGCAGCACGAGUUGAGCCCGGAACUCCUGCAGGCGGUCUCUGCGAGCCCUCCGGUGAUGUCGAGCCAUCAGGAACACUGGCCGUGCAUCGGCCAGCUGGUCGUCCAGCUGCCGGUGGUCGAGACAGUCGAUCGCAGUGUGCCUGGCAACACACCGACUUCAACCAAGCUGUCGGUGGAAGAAGAGAGAGUGUACACCAAGCCCGGGACUGUUCCUAAAAGAGUAGAGAACGUGGACUGGACGAAGCUGUUUGUAAGGUCUCAGAUACGAAACAACAUCACCAAGGCAAACUUCCUGAACCUGAAGGACGUGGAGGGACUCGGGCCGAGUCCUCUGACUGCGUUGCAAAAGGAGUUGUUCUCGAUUGUGAAUAGCUACCAGGACCUGUACUUCCAGGACAGGACGCUGAGGAACGGUGAGGAGGUGAGGUUCGUGUAUUGUCUUCACGCGGUGAACCACGUGUUGAAGACCAGGCUCAAGAUCAUUCACCACAAUGCAAAGAUCUCCAGAAGGGACAAUAUUGUUAGCGAAGAGUUCAGAGAUCAAGGGUUGGUUAGGCCUAAAGUGCUCAUUGUAGUUCCUUUCAAGGAGUCUGCAUUAAGGGUUGUAAAAAUGAUCAUUGAAAUUCUAUUACCUGAUGAGAAAGCCAACAUUUUGAACAAAAAACGAUUUUUUGAUGAGUUCUCCGGGAAUGAACUUGUCAUGCCCAAGAAGAAUCCAAAACCUGAAGACUACGAAACUACGUUCACAGGCAACACUGAUGAUACUUUCAGGAUUGGGAUCUCAGUUACCAAGAAGAGUUUGAGGCUGUAUGCAGACUUCUAUUCAGCAGACAUCAUCAUCGCCUCGCCACUUGGGCUGCGUGUUAUUGUCGGUGCUGAAGGGGAGUCGGAGCGAGAUUUCGACUUUUUGGCAUCCAUCGAGGUCUUAAUUUUGGACCAGCUUGAAAUAUUCUUCAUGCAGAACUGGGACCACCUGCUGCACGUGCUGGACCACGUGCACUUGCAGCCGCGCGACUCGCACGGCACGGACUUCUCACGCGUGCGCUCGUGGGCCGUCAACGGCUGGGGCCGCUACUACCGCCAGACGCUGCUGUUCUCCGCGCUGCGUCUCCCGGAGUUCAGCGCGCUGUUCAACAGGAGGUGCCACAACUACGCGGGCAAGGUGCGGGCGGGCACCCCUGCGACUGCUGGCACCGUCUGCCAGGUCAUGGUUCAGCUGCCUCAGGUGUUUCAAAAAUUGGAUGCUAAUUCUGCAGCCCAAGCUAUAGAAGCACGGUUUGAAUAUUUUACGAAGAAAAUACUUCCACAGUACAAGGAUGCAAUCAUGAACCAUGUUUUGAUAUUUGUGCCUUCAUACUUUGAUUAUGUCCGCUUGCGGAACUACUUGAAGCGGGAAGACAUGAGUUUCGUUCAGAUAUGUGAAUACUCCAAGGAAGCAAAGAUUGCCAGAGCACGGGACAUGUUCUUCCAUGAUGAUGCACACUUCCUGUUGUACAGCGAGAGGUUCCACUUUUUCCGACGCCUGCGCAUCAAAGGCAUCCGACACAUUCUGUUCUACCAGCCACCCACGUUCCCACACUUCUACAGCGAGAUGUGCAACCUGAUGCACGAGGCGAACCAGAACUCUUACUCCGGGAGCGACAGCAACAUGACAGUGACGGUGCUGUACACCAAGUAUGACGUGCAGCAGCUGGCGGCCGUGGUCGGCACGGAGCGAGCUGGACGCAUGGUCUUGUCGGACCGCAGCGUACACUUGCUCAUGACGGAGGGCUCCUAGCACAGGUCUGGGAGUGCAUCAACUUGCUGCAAGUCCUCAUGUUCAUACUCAAGUCACAUGUACCGUGAAACCUACUUGGAAAAUCCUUCAGUUAUGAUACUGAAUAAUUAAAGGGUCAUUAUACUGAACUGUUACUAAAUGUUCAAGUGAGUGAGAAAUACUUUAAAGUGAAAUGAGAUUUAUAGUGAAAUGAGAUUCCUCUGUCUAAGGAAGAAAAUAAAAAUGUGAGCAGUUUGUUCAGUACUCGCUAGAGAUGUGCAACACUUAAUCUCGGCAAUGAGAAAAUUUUUGUGUUCUCAUGAAGAGAAUACACUUAUAUAAUAUGAAAUUCGGAUGAAAAAUAUAGCAUAUAAUUCUUUAAAAUAAUGUCCAGUGAGAUAAAUAUACCAAAAAUUGUGUUUUUAA